UUCGAUCAGGCUCCCGACACGGAGCCAUCUUGUCCCCCGGAGCCGCCGCCCGGUCCCGGCUUCCUCCCGGCAGGGGGCUCCCGGCUCCCGCCACUGCCUGCCUGACAAAGUCCGGGGGUGCUGGGGCCGCGGCCGCAAGGGCGCUGCCCUUCCCGGCGGCCGCCCGCCCGCCCAGCCCAGCCCGGCCCAGCCCGGCCAGACAGACACCGGCGGGGGAGAAUGCCAGGCCGGCGGGAGGGGCCGGCAGCAGCCAGGAUCACAAAGCGGCUUUGUGCCCAGGCCGGGCCGCUCGGGAGCUGCGGAGAGGUCGCCCCCUCCUUUUCUCCCGGCAGAUAAGAAACGGGCACCGUCAGGAGAGAGAAGUAGCUAAGGGGCGCCAAAAGGGCUGAGCACCCCCGCACCGGGGCUGGCUUCUUCGGCUCUCCUGCAGCCCGCCCGGGAGAAGCCGCAGCCCGGCCCUGCGAGCAGCAGCCCGGAGCCGGCGUGGCCCGGGCGACAGAACAAAGAAACAUGGAGGAAACGGGGAAGGCAGAGGGAAAGGGGGAUGAGAGGCGCGGUAGCAGGGCACACGCGGGCAGCCUGAGGACCAGACAGCCGGCGGCGCUAGGGGCCGGGGAAGGCGGGCUGAGGGCGCGGACAUGCGGGCGACACUCACAGGAAUAUGGUUACUCAUUGAAGACUGUAGCCUGAUCAUACAGCCGGGGUGCGGGCGCCACCGCCGGGGGCAGGAGGAGCAGAACCAGGAGGACGCGGAGGCACUGGAGGCCGCGGAGCUGCCGGAGGGGGUUCAGCGGCAGAGCGGGGAUGGACCAUACAGCUGCGGCGGCGGGCGGCUGUGCGGGAUGGCGCGGAGCGGACGCGGCUGCACCAGCAGGGACACUCGGCGCCGCCUCCCGCACUGGCGCCCCAGGACCCACCCUCUCUCGUGGACGUCACCGAUGGCCGUUUCUCUCGCCCAAUUAGAGGCGCCGCCAGCGCGCGGGGGGCGGCAGCGAAGGUGCCGGGGGAUGUGGCGCCGGCCGGAGGGGCGGAGAUGGGGGGCAGCCGGGAGGCGGAGGCAGCCGGCGAGAACCGGUGGGAGAUCGGCCCAGUAUGGCAGAAGUGGAGUGGGAAACAAUGUGGACUCUCAGCCUUGCGCUGUCUCUCGCCCUGAAGAAGCCCCUUCUCCUCAGACACAGGGUUUACUGACAGGCGGACGGCUCCAGGGUGAAAUCCGGCAGUGGGAAACACCUGCGGUGUCACCUCCGUGUGUUAACUGGUGGAGGCAUGGGAGUCAGUCCCCAGCCAGAUACGGCUGGCCUGGAAAACACCUCAAUGUGGGUUUUGCUCAACUGUGUAGUCAGGAAGCCUGUUCUAUUUCCAUGGCUUGGACUCGCAUGGUUACAGCAUGCCUCUGAGCCCUCUGCUGCUGGCAUAUAGUACCUAAGGAACGCUUCUAGCAAGAUUGAUGGGACAGACGUGCUCUAUGCUACAAGGGGGAGCUGCCCUGCUAUGGAAAUUUCUGUACAGAUGUGCUGAAGAUAUUUUUGAUGUAUUUGUGGUUCUGAGUGGAAUGAACUGGUUGAAGAGUGGUACACUCUUCAUUAUUGUGGGAAAUCUAUGUGUGUUGCUCCAGCACGUUACCAAAAUGGAAAUAUUUUACAGUGGGCUCUUGUUUGUUUGGUUUCUUUGGCCAUGCAUAUUUAGAAAAAUAAUCAGAAUUCAUUAUGAGGAUUUAGCACAGAUCCUUUCACCUCUUAGUGUAAUAGGGCGCUUUAUAUAGGAGAUGUGGUAUGCUAAACAUUUCUGGUAUAGCAUCAUGAUCUUGGCAUAGAUCAUGUCCAUAUGCUUUAGUGAUGAGUUGUUUUCUAUUUUCAGCUCAUAAAACUGCUGGGUUUGGAAGAGAAGGCCUUUUCCGUUUCUCUCUGGAACUCUGGUCAGGAACUGGUUAGAGGGAACAGAGAACUACUAUCGAUACUUCACAAACACCAUCAAACAUUGUGAAACCCCUUUUCAGUUAUUUAUUGGGAAAAUUCAAUGAAUUACUCAUGUUACUUCUGUCUGUUCAAUGGAAGAAUUGUCUCAGUAAAGGACUUUCUGCCCAGUAUCUGUCAAAACUUUGGAGGUCUCCUAAAGAAGGAUUUUGCAUGACUGAAAAAGUCAUGCUCUUUUUGUUGUAAUUGUCACUCAGCAGGUUUAACAUUCAUGAUUGGCAGUUAGGCACCAUACAAUUCAAAUAGAUGAUAUUUAAGUAAUACAGGAGUAAUCCUAAAGAUUAAUAGUUUAAAAAAAAAUUGCACAGUAUUGCUCACGUGUAAGUUUUCUGUUAUGCACUUUUACAACAUGUCUCCCUAUUUACUACUAUUGAAAUAGAUUAGGUCUGUCAUUAGGAAGGUUGGGCCCUUUGAUUUCAUUUAAGUUAGGUUUUCUACAGUGACUCUUUUUGGAACAGUCCAGUGGUCUGACAUUCUGGAUAUGUCAUGGCAUUUAUCUCGGCAAGCUUUUGUGCUGACAGCCUGGGAAUAUUUUCUCAAGACAGGUUAGGGGAGCAAAUCAGAGCCUAGCCAUAGAGAUGACAGGUAGAGCUUUUGGUGCUUAUAGUUCUUCAUAUUUGAUAUGACCAUGUAUGUAAUAAAUUGUAGCAUAAAGAUCCUAUACAGCUGCUGUUACAAAA
Molecule: messenger RNA, 2653 nt
Organism: Pezoporus occidentalis (night parrot)
Lineage: Eukaryota; Metazoa; Chordata; Aves; Psittaciformes; Psittacidae
Exons: 3
Coding region: 639-1397 (252 amino acids)
Source: RefSeq, a predicted model, not a curated record